Molecule: messenger RNA, 3296 nt
Organism: Elephantulus edwardii (Cape elephant shrew)
Lineage: Eukaryota; Metazoa; Chordata; Mammalia; Macroscelidea; Macroscelididae
Gene: ITGA4
Product: integrin, alpha 4 (antigen CD49D, alpha 4 subunit of VLA-4 receptor)
Exons: 28
Coding region: 216-3296 (1026 amino acids)
Biological process (GO): integrin-mediated signaling pathway; cell-matrix adhesion; cell adhesion mediated by integrin
Cellular component (GO): external side of plasma membrane; integrin complex
Molecular function (GO): integrin binding
Source: RefSeq, a predicted model, not a curated record
GUGGGGCUCACCGGCGCGCAGUUUCCCAGGCCACCGCGAUCGCUCCGCCCGCGGCCGGCCGGUUUCCCCUCCCUCGGUCCCUCCCUCCUGUUCACCUCCCGCCCGCCUGCGCCCGACACGCUUUGGCUCUUCUCUUGGGGCCCUGGCCGAGAGUCGCAUCCCGCACAACUUUGGGACAGUGGCCUUUGGUGUUGAAUGUCCCCUUUCGAGAGCGCAUGGCUGAGGACGCGAGGCGCGGUCUCGGCCUCAGAGCAACCACCGUCCUGGCGGUGGUGAUGCUGCUGCUGUGUCUGGGGGUCCCGAUGGGGCGCCCCUACAACGUGGACACCGAGAGCGCACUGCUCUACAGGGGGCCUCCGAGCACCCUGUUCGGCUACUCGGUGGUGCUGCACAGCCAUGGGCCCAACCGAUGGCUCCUGGUGGGAGCACCCACUGAUAACUGGCUCGCCAAUGCUUCAGUGGUCAAGCCGGGGGCCAUCUACAGAUGCAGGAUCGGAAAGAACCCAAAUGGGACGUGUGAACAGCUGCAGCUCGGCAGCCCAGUUGGAGAGCCUUGUGGAAAGACUUGCCUGGAAGAGAGAGACAAUCAGUGGUUGGGAGUCACACUUUCCAGGCAGCCUGGAGAGAACGGAUCCAUUGUGACUUGUGGACAUAGAUGGAAAAAUAUAUUUUACAUAAGAAAUGAAAACAAACUCCCCACUGGUGUUUGCUAUGGAAUGCCCUCCGAUUUAAGAACUGAACUGAGUAAAAGGAUAGCUCCGUGUUACCAAGAUUUUGUGAGAAAAUUUGGGGAAAAUUUUGCAUCGUGCCAAGCUGGGAUAUCUAGCUUUUACACAGAGGAUCUGAUUGUGAUGGGGGCUCCAGGCUCAUUUUAUUGGACUGGCUCUCUCUUUGUCUACAAUAUAACUACAAAUAAAUUCAAAGCUUUUUUAGACAGACAAAAUCGAGUAAAAUAUGGAAGUUAUUUAGGCUAUUCGGUUGGAGCUGGCCAUUUUCAGAGUCCACAUACGACAGAAGUGGUUGGAGGAGCACCUCAACAUGAGCAGAUUGGUAAAGCGUACAUAUUCAGCAUUGAUGCAAAAGAGCUAACAAUUUUAAAUGAAAUGAAAGGUAAAAAGCUUGGAUCGUAUUUUGGAGCUUCCAUCUGUGCUGUGGACCUCAAUGCAGAUGGCUUCUCGGAUCUACUCGUGGGAGCUCCCAUGCAGAGCGCCGUCAGGGAGGAGGGAAGAGUGUAUGUGUACAUCAACUCUGGCGCGGGAGCAGUAAUGAAUGAAAUGGAAACAGAGCUCAUUGGAAGUGACAAAUAUGCCGCAAGGUUUGGAGAAUCUAUAGUUAAUCUUGGCGACAUUGACAAUGAUGGCUUUGAAGAUGUUGCUAUUGGGGCUCCACAAGAAGAUGAAUUGCGGGGCGCUAUUUAUAUUUACAAUGGCCGAGCGGAUGGGAUCUCCCCAGGCUUCUCACAGAGGAUUGAAGGACGCCAAAUUAGUAAAUCAUUAAGUAUGUUUGGACAGUCUAUAUCUGGACAAAUUGAUGCUGAUAAUAAUGGAUAUGUAGAUGUAGCAGUUGGUGCCUUUCAUUCUGAUUCUGCUGUGCUGCUAAGGACAAGACCUGUAGUGAUUGUUGAAGCUUCUUUAUACCAUCCUGAGUCAGUGAAUAGAACGAGAUUCGACUGCAUUGAAAAUGGCUUGCCUUCUGUAUGCAUAGAUCUAAAACUCUGCUUUUCAUAUAAAGGCAAAGAGGUUCCAGGUUAUAUUGUUUUGUUGUACAAUAUGAGUGUGGAUGUGAACAGAAAGGUCGAAUCUCCAUUGAGAUUUUAUUUCUCUUCUAAUGGCACUUCCGACAUGGUUACAGGAAGCAUACAGGUAUCAAGCAAAGGAGCUAGCUGCAGAACACAUCAAGCAUUUAUGCGGAAAGAUGUGCGGGAUAUCCUCACUCCAAUUCAAAUAGAAGCUGCUUACCAUCUUGGGCAUCAUGUCCUUAGUAAAAGAAGUACAGAGGAAUUCCCUCCCCUACAGCCAAUUCUGCAACAGAAGAAAGAAAAAGACAUGAUUAAAAAAACGAUAAACUUCGCCAGGUUUUGUGCUUAUGAAAAUUGUUCUGCUGAUUUACAAGUAUCUGCAAAAAUUGGAUUCUUAAAGCCAUAUGAAAAUAAGACCUAUCUUGCUGUGGGAAGCAUGAAGACAUUGAUGUUGAAUGUGUCUUUGUUUAAUGCUGGAGAUGAUGCCUAUGAAACCACUCUGCACAUUGAACUGCCCACAGGUCUCUACUUCAUUAAGAUAUUAGAUCUGGAAGAUAAACAAAUCACUUGUGAAGUAAUAGACAUAGUAAAAAUUGACUGCAGUGUUGGCUAUAUAUAUGUAGACCGGCUAUCAAAGGUAGAUAUUAGCUUUCUUCUGGAUGCAAGCUCACUUAAUCAGGUGGAAGAAGAACUCAACAUCACAGUGCAUGCUGCCUGUGAAAAUGAAGGGGAAAUUGAUUCUCUAAGGGAUAACAAAGUGACUUUAGCAAUCCCUCUGAAGUACGAGGUGAUGCUGACUGUUCAUGGGUUUGUUAACCCCACUUCAUUUGUUUACGGAUCAGAUGAGGAGAAUGAACCUCAAAUGUGCAUGGCAGAGAAAAUGAACUUCACUUUCCAUGUUAUCAAUGCUGGCCAUAGCAGAGCUCCAAAUGUCAGUUUGGAAAUUAUGCUGCCAAAUUCUUUUACCCCUCACACCCACAAACUGUUCAACGUUUUAGAUGUGCAGACCACCACUGGGGAAUGCCACUUUGAAAAUUAUCAAAGAGAGUGUGUGCAGCAGCGUAAGACUGCAAUGGAAGCCAUGAAAGAUAUAUUCACAUUCAUGUCAAAGACUGAUAAGAGAUCAUUGUACUGCAUAAUAGAUGAUCCAUAUUGUUUACAUUUCUUAUGCAACUUUGGGAAAAUGGACAGUGGAAAAGAAGCCAGUGUUCACAUUCAAUUAGAAGGUCGACCAUCUCUUUUAGAAAUGGAUGAGACAUCAGCACUCAAGUUUGAAAUAAGAGCAAUGGCGUUUCCAGAGCCGCACCCAAAAGUUAUUGAAUUAAACAAGGAUAAAAAUGUUGCACAUGUUCUGCUGGAAGGGCUACAUCAUCAAAGACCCAAACGUCUCUUCACUGUAGUGAUUAUUUCAAGCAGCUUGCUACUCGGACUUAUUUUACUUUUAUUGAUUUCCUAUGUUAUGUGGAAGGCUGGCUUCUUUAAAAGACAAUACAAAGCCAUCUUGCAAGAAGAAAGCAGAAGAGACAGCUGGAGUUACGUGAACAGUAAAGACGAUUAA